AUGUACCUUUUUAUUUGUGUAGUCAGUGUACAAAGAGAACGCGCAUACCUUCAUGACCUUGCUAGCCUCCAACUUUUCAUCUACCUAUUUGCUCCUGUAAUGGAACUCCUGAGAUGUGAGGAUUUCGAUACAUUGAAGCUGGAGUCGGGUCUUCGACUAUGGGCUCCUCUAAUGGUCCACAGACAACCUUACGAGGGCUCAUUUCCAGUUCCUGUAAAACCCCCGACCACCCUUGGUGCUUCAGAAGUCCUAGUAAACCCCCUAAGAAGCUACACUGAUCAGUUUGGCCCACUACCCGCAAUCUUUCGGCGUUCCGGAGAGCGGUUGAGUGACGAAAGUGCGGUCGGGGUCAGCAAAACCACUGGCCAAAGAGGGGCACUCAUGCCCCACUCCACUGCCCCCUUCUAUCCUGCUUCACCGAAUUUAAACAUCCCAAACGCGGAGUCUUCUGAUGAGGAUUCAGCAUGGUAUGAUCGACAUUCUGUGCCCGUUGGCACAGUUGCUGCCAAAUCACAGGACUCACGUCCCGUAGUUCCAAUGGCUCAACUUAACGACAUUUGCCCGGUCAGUCUCAAAGACACGGAUACGGAGGACUCUUCGCCUUAUCACUCAGACUGUGUCUCUGCUAAUCGAAAGCAGCUUCUGUUCAUAGUCCUUAUAUUACAGCAGGACCAGACCCUUGAAGAGCAAAUUCACUCCUUCACUCAGACCGUGGUCAAAGAACUAAUGGCCACAGACACCUUAUUGGCAAGUCACUGCGAUCUGGCUGUUAUGCGGUGCCUGUUCUCACCUGAGUGGUCCGAAGCCGGGGCGUUCUGGGCAACAAGAUACACCUACCGCCGCCUCGUCUUCCUCCGCCACGAGCGCCUGCGCGAAGCGGCCGAGUCGCAUGCUCAAUCACGAUUUCAACGAUUCCGUGCCAAACUCCCUGACGCCUACUUCUGUGGGGACGCAGUGCUGGGCCAAGGUGCGGACUUGGGUGUCCUACGCAGCAUCUCGAUGCCCCAGUUCGUGUCACGCGACUUGCCGCAGCCUGGAAAUGACAUGCCGGAUGGUUCAGUUGGCCUGAAGAACGAUGAAGACAAAGGCAGUGCCGAAGGUCGUAGAAAAAUGUUCAUAAUUGGUGCCAGCGGAGGUGAUGAAAGACACUCGACGAGUCUAUCACAAAAAUCUUCUAGCUCCGAUCAGCAGUCCACAACAAUGGAGGCCCACCAGCUGUCAGUUCCGCUUCAGGCGCGCAUCCCGGAGCCCACGUCCUCCCCCACGCUGCAGCACUUCUCUGGUGACUUUCCCGCCUCUCCAGUUCGCUAUGUGGUCGGAGAUAUCCUCAUACCACCUGCCUCUUCCGGCAUUUUCCAUAGACGGAAACAGGGCUACAAAGCAUCGAUGGAGACCACCAAGGCUCCCAAGAAGCUUGGUGUCUUCGAACUCAAGGAUCGCUUUUCACGGCGUGGUAAGACCAGACUCGAUGCUCCAUCUGCGGUUUAUUCUGGGAGUCACAAUGAGUCAAUGUUUGGAGAGUCCUCCAGUUUCCUUACUGUGCCCGCGGCUGAUUCAAAGCAAAUGGACAGUGCCAGUGGAGGCAUUCUACGCAAGUCAAUAAAAAGCCCCCUCUCACCGAAAUCCAGUUCCGAUCUCAUUGAUCUCCGCGAUGACAGGGCUCUUGCGGGAAACGCAAAGUCACAAACUUCACUCAACGAAGCCCGCUUCUUUGGCAGUGACGUUACAAUGAACCCAGAUGAAGCAACGGACAGUCAAAAUUCAAUUGACACUGCGUCCGCAAAUUGGGAUCCAAGUGCUGGGUUUCUUCUGCAUCGGUGUCAUUCGGAUACAAAUUUUGGUUUAAUUCAAUUUAUUUUGUUGUCAUUGCAACAGAUCGAUGAAGUUACGGGGUCAAAUCAUUACAUUACAAGGGAUGGACGAAUCAACUGCGAAACAGUGCUUCGUGGUCUAUAUUGGAUAUGCAACCUCCACAACUCUCUGCGCAUAUGCGAGUACCUUCUCAAGAACGUCUUCUGUCUAAUCGAUCUAUGUCAGUUAACAUGGGAGAAGCCCAAGCGCAGAAGAAAACACAAGCCAAGUCACUAUUACAGACACACGCGCGAGGAAUCGGCCAACCCUGCAACUGGUCUCAACACUGCGGUGAACAAACGCAUCCAUGGUCGCCAUAAUCUGUACUCUCGGAGUAAAUCCAUGGCUGUUCCAGGAAUCCACCUGAGUCUUAAUUCCACCGCUGGCUACGCUGGCAAAACUUCGCAAGCUCGCUCCCGCGGCUCUUCAGUUGUAACACACAACGAAGUUGGCAGUGCCGAGAAACUGGCUAAGGUCAAUGGCGGCGGAAGAUUACUCCCCUUUGGUCGAAACAGAAGCCGACGCCAACCUUUCACUGACGAUGGGGCUGAUAGAUCGGCAGAUGUUAGUUCCGAUGAAGAAAACAGUACCUCGAGGAGUUUUCGAAUGCACCAAUCUCGUCCUACUUUCCAUAAGUCUGAUAGAUAUCUUAAUGUAGACUGCCCUGCAUUGGCCCAGGUACGCUUUCAACCCCGUAGACUAUCAUUGAGACAACGGUCCUUCCAAAAUCGCUGCGUGGGCGAGAUUCCUGUAUGCGGGUCCAUGCGGCAGCUACCAAAUAAGCUUCUAGUGGUUGAAAAGAGACCACAGAGAAGAAUCAGGGCCGUUAGGAGCAACAUGAUUGAUGACAAAACACCAGAACAAUCGCGUGAACGUCGGAAGCGCGCUACCAUAAACUUUAGCCUGAUUAUGGAAAUUCUUGUUAAGAUAAUCCGAGGGCUGGGAUGUUCACACAGCCACUCAAACGAAUGGGACGGUGGGUCGCGCCGCGUCGCCACAGGCGCGGGUCACCAGGGCACUGCCUCCGCCGCCGCCACCUCCGUCUCCACGCCCACGACACUGCGUCGGCACACCCACGAGUGCCUGCUACGCAUGUUCACGCUCAACCAAAACCUCUUUUAUUACUUCUUCUCUCGUCUCAUUGCAGCUGCGCCCAUCACCGAGCUAAUGGAAUUCCUACACGGCCUAACCAGCUUCUGCCUGGAUCCGGUCGUAAUGAAUCCCAAUCGACCUGGUGAGCAGGACAAGAAAUUAUUUUGCAUGCCAUCUUUACCUGAAGGAUUCUCGGAGAAGUGGAGUUAUCACAACAGUUUUGGCCAAUCGUUCACCGGUGAGGGAACAAGAGGGGCUGAGGGGGUGAUUAUUGCCAGCCUGAUGGGUCCUCUGGUGCGCCGUUUCGUUCGUUGCCGUCGAGAACUGGCAACGCAGGAGAAUAUAAGCCUCUUCACCGAAAUUCGGCAUUUUCUCACGUACCUUAAAGCAAUUCAUGGGAACACCUUCAGGAGGGCUCUCCUCUGUGCUCUCCUCUGUCCCAUUCGAACGGUUACAGUGAAGACUCAACAGCCCACGUCACUUUGCAGACCAAGAGCGCUUUCUGGGAGGAAUUCGCUGUGGCCUGCGUCCGCAUCCAAACGACCCUCGAUGAUCGUCACAUCUGGAGAUCUCGUCGACGCAGGUGACACGAUCUCGGGCGGGCAGAAUAAACGGAUGCUGUUGACUCAGUCCACAAUCGGACAAACCUGGAAACCAAUUAUAAUUAUUUUAAUUUCAGGUGACCAGAAGCCUUCCAAACUUGUAACCGAAAGAAAACUUAUCGACUUGCUAGCACUGAAGGAAAACCUGCGUGACUUUACCUUCCUCCUUGAGUGCUUGGAACCUGGAACGUUGCCAGAACCACAACUGGCUGCCUCAUUCCUUGACUUGAACGCGCCAGUUUUGGCAAGGGCCUGCCUUCUUCUCGAGUGUGCCUACUUUGUAAAUCGCUGCAACCGAGGCGAAUGGCCGUCCUGGAUGAAGAUGAACUUUCCCAUGCCGAUGCAGCAGGUGGAGCAUAAUUCGCAGAUCACCGCCGCCUCGCAGCAGCACAUCGCCAUCUCAAUUUCUGGACCGACGGGCAAUUCGGUUAGCGAUGCAGGCGAUCAGAAGGUAGCAGGAGCUCGUUCAACCACGCAAAUCCAGUGGGCCGCAGGCCGACUAUUUCAUAGUUGGGCUGAAGCUUUGGGAAUUCGUCUUAUGACAUUUUUGGAAGGAUGCUCUUCAACUGAAAUAUGCCUCAGUCGUGACUUUCAGAGUGAUGAAGAUUUCCUCGAUGAUGGCCCCAACGCUCGUUUCUGCCCCACUUCGGAGCCAAUGAGCUGCACGGACACAAUACGAUCACGAUGCCCUAGAGCCACGGUGAACCCGAAUGGAGAUAGUUGUCCCUACGCUCUGCUUGUCAUGGCCGUGCAGCUCCUUAAUGAGAUAACCGCUUUCUUGCGAGAGUCCCAUCAGCACAUCGCGCGUGCUCAAGCCACAGCGACCACCGGGUUGUCGCGUUCGGCGUUGGAACACUUCAACCAAUGGGACGGUGGCCCAACGGGAUCGUGCCUACCCGGUCCGUGCGGCCGCCGUAGUCAUGCGGCGUCUUCAACCGGCGCAAGCAACGCUGCAACUGGCGCACUCAAGUCAACCAAGCGCCGCCUCAGUAUACUAAUGCCACUCUUCACCCAGUAUUCGGUGGCUUCUGAAGCGAAAGAGAAGUGCAACUCGGUUUACAUUGAACUGUCAAAUGUACGCAGUGAGGAUGGAGACACUAACUCAAGGGCUACUGACGAUUACGAAACCAUCCAUCCUUCAUCUGCAACAGGUGGUCACAGCAGCCGUCAGAUCAGCUUCGCGAUCAACGAAAAUGACCGCCAACGAUGCAACUCACUUCAAGGUAGCCUUUCUUCGUUGGAUGUUCAAAGUGAGGCCGUAGAAAAACCUGUGCGCAAGUCGAUUCCAAAAAGCUUGACAAGGAAACGUCAGCGUUCCGGUAGUUUUAGACAGUCUUUCCAGUUAUCCUCGCUGAUGAACGUUCCGCGAACAGCAAAAACCGAAUCUGGCAAACUUUUCAAGCCGGUUGGAUUUUGGUUUACUCAACCGCCUAUUGCUAAAAUAUGUGUUAAUUUAGGGCUGCGUCGCAUGUCCUCUCGUGCAAGUACCUCAGGUGGUGAAUGCCAAGGCAGUGGUGGCCGUGAUUCAAGCCAAGAUGAUGGUUCCACUGCCUAUGCUAACCACGGAAGUCGCCAUAUUCAACUCCCAAAUCUCCGCCCAGAUGCUCCUACUAUAUAUGGACGACGAUCCGACAGCGGAGAAGGCCUGGGAGUUGGGGAUUUUGAUGGGGACGUCGAGCUAAAUAAAAGAUCACCGAGACGAGACAGACGGCGCACUUCUUUGGGUGCAGGUCGUGAGCCUUCUCGUUCUUCCUCAUCCCGCACGCACAUUCAGGCUCCGGUUGCAGAUGUGUAUUCUUCGAAUAUGCCUUGGAUGCCUGCCGUUAUUGCUUUUGCAAAGAAGUUAAUGGGAAUAUGCGGCAUACUUCCUCAAAGAAACUUUGUACUAAUAUGGGAUGACGUGAGUCUCUGUCAUAAAGCUUUAACUCCUUGUAUUUAUCAAAGGACUAAUUUUGACUGCAAACACCAACCUUUCUGCGAGCCCAACUGCUUUGACCGCCAGCAACAGCAACUUAGAUCACUUGUUCAGGCCAUCCGUCAGGUUUACUCAGCGCCAAAUGAGUCGAGUUUCAUUCGCUCGGUGGACGAACUGCCCGAGGGUCGUCGCGUUCGGCGAGUUGUGGGAGAAGCGAAACCACCCAGCGCGACCGACUCUCACCCUAGCAACGGUGGUCUCUCCUGCCAGUGUUCCUCAGACUCUUUCGGUGGGGGCGUCGGUGGCGGUUGGAACGAGGAGGAGUUUGCUUUCUCUGACGAAGAAAAUGGAGCAGCCAAGGAAGGUGAAGGGGGAGAUGAACUUGAAGAGCAUUUUCGGUUUACUCCACUCCUACGUGGAGGUGGGUUAGGUGCUGCGGAUUUGGCAAAUGGCUUCAAUGUCGGUGGUGGUGGUGGUGGUGGUGUUAUUACUGAUCCAGAGUUGGAAACUUCGGCGUCAAUUUUACAUCGGGUUUUUGGUGGUGGCGAUUCCUUGGACAAAAAGAACACACUGUUUUCCAGAACAGCCAAGCGAAAGGAAUCUACAGCUGCUUUGUCGAGUUGGCGUGAGGCCACUACGCCAAUUUUCGACCGCUUUCGUCGAAAAGGAACCCCCAAACGUGGUGCACUCUCUUCAGCUGGUGCCUCUGACGAGGGAGGUGGCUUCAGCGGUCCCGGAGCGCUCUCCAGUCUGAUGAAUUUGAGCCUUCUAGCUGGUGCGGGAAUGGGCCUCACAGCUGCCAAUUCCUCGCCUUCGUUGGCUCGACUCCUGGAAGUUGUAAAGGGUGGAAUGACGUCUGGAGUUAUGACUUCAAUCGAAGGCGAGGAAGCGCAGUCUGAUGAAGGGGAACAGGGAAAAACCAAGAUUCGUCCCCAAGUCCAGUCGCUGCGUAGCAGUUUCUUCAAUCUCCUAAACAAGGGAGCUCUUCUACUCACCCCUGAACAGCUUGAGGACAUAGUCCCAAUGGCCUGGGAAUUGCUACUGGAGGCCGAUCCGGAGCUCACUAGUAGUGCAGCUUCCUUAAUUCUCUUCGCCUCCGUGAAGUGUCCCUCCUUUGUUCAAAAACUCCUGUAUACAGAACUCCAGCACAAGGAUUUAAAUAACCGUCUUAAUGCCGUACUUAGGGUCCUUUGGACAGCUAGACAGCAGGUCUGGUCUCGACUAGAGGAUGGAGCAAGCCACUACCUCAAAGUUCCGCCUCCUCUGAUUGAGUACGUCCUCCCCUCGCCGACCCUCGGGAACCCGUCCACACAGGUUCCCGAUCCUGCCUGGGAGACAAGGAAGGGCACCUCAGCAGAAGAGGUUCAGUUAAAACAAAACGAAGCAACGAAAACCUUUGUUACUGCGUCGACCAGUCGUCGAAAGCAGCAGCAAGAGCUACUGGCCAGGGCGGUGACUGCAGCGAAAUUGGCGCGUGAUGAGGCAAGACGCAUGUUCCACCUGACUACCUGCUCCAUUCUCGAGUUAGCAGCUACGGAGGCCAUUUUAUCAAAGGACCAUCGUAGUGAUGAGACGGCAGGAGGAGAGGAUGGAAAUACCGGAAUGACAAAUUCGGUGGUACAGGAGGAAUUUAAUUUGGCAGCCAGGAAGGUCAGUUUCGCCCCAACGAACCGGAGUCUCAACAUGCAAUCACGCAGUUUUUCUUGGCGCAAUGGAUCAAUCCCAAUGUUUCGGGAUAACGUCACCCUUUUCGAUGACGAUGACUCCGGGGGUUGCAAUACCACCAUGCCUCUCAUCCAUCAGCUCCAAAUGGCACAAACCUUCUUUCCCUCAUGCAUCUGUGCUGCUGUUUUGCCGCUCACAAAUCUAAUGGAUGACUCCGCGGUUAAUAACGAAGGAAUAGCAGUAAGCUCUGUCGUUGAAAAGGUGAUUUGGCAGUGCCUCUUAGAAGAUACUAGCCUCUUUUUGAGGUAUAUUUUCGAGAAACUUACCAGAGUUCCCCACAAAGACGACCUCGUCUCAAUCAUCCGAAAGCUGGUCCAACGUCUUCCUGAACUUCCAAUGCAAACAGCUCACAUACUCUUCAACAACCUGGUUGGUUGCAUAAUGUUUCAUGUGCGGACUCCGAGUUUCGAUGCUCCAGACUCAAUCGCCAGUAUUCUAUGCGUGCUUCACACUAUUAUACCAUAUGUCAAGAACGUAUACUUUAAGGACUUGAAGCAAACACUACGACGUGAGCAGAUUGAUUCAACUUUGCUGGUUACUGCAUGCCUCCCGUGUGCCAAACAAUUCAACGUUUUCUGCGACACAAUUUGUGUGGCUCAGUUGGUAAAACUGCAGGAUGACAAUAAAGACUAUCGAUUUAGCGAUAUUCUGACAGAAGCACUAGAAGGCAACGGUGUACCCCACAGUGAACAUCAUCUUUAUGUUCUUUGCGAUGACCGCUCAAACAUAAUUCGGAACUCCAAUCAUUACGUGCGUGACUUCUACCCCUUUAAGCGAAACCACAUCCCGAAGCUGAGGUUAAUGCGCGUAGACAGAGACACGGGUCAGCAAUUGCUCCAACGAAACGCGUUCAGCUUAAAGGUUCAAGAGGUCGGAAAGUUGUUACUGAUGAAGACCAUCCUGCAGACAACAGCACCUUCCCAUAUGUCGAACCAUCUGCUUUUUCUGCGUGAGGAGCUGAUCAAACUCCCUUCCUUUCCACGCAAAGCCCUUGAAGCGGAGUUUACUCUAUACGAGUCAGGGGACAUGGGAAAGUCCCUCUUUGCGGUGGAUUCCAUGCACAAGUUGACCUGGUGCCAGCUGAUAAACUCCAUGUUUCAAAAGAUGACUUCCACAUUUCCUUGGUCUAUCGACUUUCAGCUCUUUCUUAACGUCUACAAUGGUACUCUCGUAUUGCAUGCGGAGGAUGCCACAAUCCUGCGUCAAUGCAUGGCUUUCUAUUUACAAUGCUGCUACCAGUUUAAGAUGAUCUUUUCAGUAAAUGGCUACUUGAGCAUCAUACCGACCAUCAUCAGGGUCUACCACAGCAAUCAGCACAACGAAAUUCUCAAACAAGCCAUUGAAUUUACAUUCAAGCAAUUCUACAUUAUGCACCGAACUCCCUUCAUUCUGCAGAUGUUUGGCAGCAUCGCCAACUACAUUGAUCUGUCGCCUGAGGAGACGUUUCAGCCUACCUUUUAUCGGGUUCAAGCCGAGACGCUUUAUCAGCUUCUGCGCGCCAUCGGAAGAGAUAUGCAAGACACCUUAGGGAUUCUCCAGCUGUGUGGAUUUUCCAAACCCUUAAAAGCUCUGGACUUUUGUUAUGCUGAUGACUCGCAGAGUUGGUCAAUAUUUGAAACUAUCAACCUUUGUGUUACCGUGCAAGUUUAUGCCCCGGAGUCUUACCGCUCGCGACAGAUGAUGAUUAUACUGCAAGCGAUUUUACCCUACAUUUUGCGGGAUUUGCCGAUUAUUUGCUGUGAGGAAUGCACUGGAUCGGAUGUACGAAAGUUUGAAAUCCAGGUCAUUCAGCAGCUUUCUGUCAUGCUGAAGCAACUCAUCUGUACAACUGAAUGGAUGACAAGGAGGGCAGACGAUGCAAAAUCGGUCACGUCUACUAGUAUCGGUGGCGCCUCUGUUCCGGGGGGUCCACGUGGCCUGGGCGGCGCUUCAGUAAAACGUCUCGCUACGGCUGAUCAACCUCCAAAGGUGCCGGAAUGGGCCUCGGCAAUUUCAGGCACUUGCUCGAACCUUCAGCAGCAGACCCGAAGACCAUCACAGCGUGAUUCCCCUCGCUUAGAUUCGUCUCAAGUCGCAGGUCGCAGGCCACCCUCGGCCGAUUCGACGAGCAAACGUUCUUCUCGUCGUCAGCUAAGGAGAGCGGGAGGUUCGUUUAGCACAGGUUCGGGGGCUCUGAAGAAAACUGCUUCCUCUGUGCUCGGAGGCAGUGGUGGGGGCGGAGGAGGAGGACUUGGUGAUGGUGGGUAUCACAUCAGCACUCCCGCUGGUUGGCGUAAGUCGAGCACUGAACCGCGAGAAGCGAUUCUACAAAUCGCCUCCGAAUUCUUGACUGCCGCUCAUCGACGACUUGCGGAUCUCGGUGAGAAACAGAAGUCGUCAGAAUUAUUUGACGGAAAAGCCUUCAUGCGCCUCUCUGAACUGGCACAAUCAAUUAUUAAACAGUUUCCCCACAAUGUCGGCCUUUUAAGGAGUCAACCGCUGCAGCGCUUUUUUCUGGAGGUUUUACCUCUAACCGACUGGAGCCACGAAUCUCUUCGCUCUUGCAAAGCCCUCGAAACCCUGGUUGGGCGACUUAAUCGAACCCUACCCAAGAUGCUCGAGACCGCCUCGAUUCGUUUGUUCAAUGAUUAUUUGAAACGAAGUCUCGUCGUGGGGCCGAACGCGUGGUGGUCUACAGAGCGUCUCUUAGCGAACCCACUGGAACCAGCCGCACCCAUGUUUGCAGCCCACCACCACUACUACCAUGGUCGUCGUGCGACCGCGGACACCGUGGCCACUGGCAGUGAUCGGACAAAUGCCACCACACCGGUGGUCACAUUUCACCCGGAUUUGGUUACCUCCUCUACCAAUAGGCGUGACCCUGCAAAGAGAGGCUUAUCGGCUGACAGGCCUUCAGACACCGGCUGCCUCCCUGCCGCAUUCGCUUCCGAGUCAACGAGGUUCAUCGCUCUCAUGCUGAGUUGUCUUGAGUCCUCAUAUCGACUAAAGGACCUUUGUGAACGACCAAAUUUCGAGUUUUGUCGUUGCCCGACGAUUUUUGAGGGUGGCACUGAGAACCUUUCCAAUUACCUCGCCUAUCUGAUUGUCCCCCUAUUGUUGCAAUGCAGCACUGGUUGCAAAGACUAUCCAAGCCUCUCCAAGGAGAAUGUGUACUACGCCCUAGAUGUCUGUCUCUCAGGUCUCUUUGUUGGUUCCGAGAAGUGCGCAACAGCAGGUGGGAUCAUCCCACCGGGUGUUUCGGAGACUUCUGGUGCGGGUUCGAGUCGUCCCUCUGGUAUUGCUUCAGAUCACAUUACCUCUGAGGGAAAUAAAAAACCAGGUAUUCACUCCUCCUUCGCCAUCAUGCCCAAUUCGAAAUCCGCACAAUCCUCAGGACCAAUGGGAGACGCUUCUGGUGUCAGUGGAAUCAAGGCGUCCCUUGGACAGAGCAUGUCAGGAACUGUGGGAGUAACUGGUCUUCUUCAGCUUCCCAACCUGCUUGGAGGCCCGGCUGUCACGGGAUCCACUUGGGAAUUGCUUGGACCCUCAGGAUUAGCCUGUGAUCUCGGAGGAGGCCGUGUACACGGUUGCGUGGUGAACCUAAUUGGUCCAACCCUCCACAGCAUGAGACAUCAAAAGGCAGAAGAAGCUCCAGUUCCCACGGGCAAUUCACUUGGGUCUAGCUAUGCCCCUUCCUCUCUAGUUUCAAAUCAUGAAAAGAUCGUCCAGUCACAAAUCGAUGUUGUUCACAGGCUUUCAUUCUUGGGACUUAAACUCAUACUGAUUAUUUACCCCCGCCACGCUCUGGCUAAGGCCCGAUGCAUCAUUGCCAGUCUGGCCAAGCUCGCCUUCUAUAGGUGUUGCGGAGUGCAGUUGUGGAAGUUCCUCGACUUCGUGGUUACAUACAGACCGAGCAUUUUUAUGCACAUGGCACCCUUCUUUCGGUUUCAGGUGCUUAACUUCAAAUGUGAAACUCAAGGCGAGCAGGCCUUUCAGCAAAUUAUCGGACAAAAGUUGAUUGGUCUCCACUUGCCUCCCCAACAAACCAUCCUCUCCCUUUUGAAAGAGCUCCUGCUUGACCUAAAAAUACUAAGGGAGGAGAAACAGAUGAUCAAUUUGAUGCGUCAAAAGCACCAACUCUUCCCAAACCAACGUCAAGCAACUAACAGCUCCAUUCUCUCACCAUCGGCACUCAGCGAGUCUGGAAAAUCCACAACAAUACAAACUAACACCAUGGUUGCUUGUAUAGGUAUCUUAGAAGGCGGUCAAAUGCGGCCAUUUUCUCAAUUUGAAUUCCGCCAAUCUCUUCUCCGUCGGACCUCAGGUAAACGGAUUACUGCUCAUGACGGCAGCCGAUUUCUCAGCCAUCACCGCACUCUGUCACAGAGAAAACCCAUCCUAACCGGUAAGACGUUUAGGGAAUCACAUAACCUACUACUGCUUGAGUCCACUGUCAUGUUCGUUUCGAUUUCAGCCUCUGUGGAAAGUCUGCCUAGGCAAAGCGGUCGUCCUGGGUGUCUUGAUAAGCGCCAGCAGAGCGACGCUGUAGUUAGAGGAGAGUUGAGAACAGCAACGAGUGCAGGAGUUGAAGGGAAAUUUAGUCGUGGUCUUUCCGCCUUGAUUAGUCCCAGUGCUGCCGGCGUGGACGAGGACGGUGAUGGCGAGGGUGUCGGAGAGCUCAACGCACCUGCGAACCCCCUGGUUGCUGCAGCCAUGGCUACGUCCCUCUACGGCUCAGUUUCAAAGCAGGCUCCUGGCCUUUCGCUUCUUUCCGUUAACGGGACCCAUCAGGUAAUGCAUAAUUGGCGAUGGAAGACAACUGGGGCAAUGGAAAGCACCCAAAACUUGAGAACUCCGUUUUCACUGACUUCAGCGGCUCCCUAUACCUUCGUUCGGGAGAAGGCACGUGAAGAAUCGAAUGACUUGAUAGGUCUCUCAAGCCCUCCAGAACCUCCCAAGAGGACACCUUCAAGUACUCAGCGAUUAACAAAGGCUACAGAAGACAUUCCAUUGGUCGAUCUCCAUUCCUCGUCAUCUACCUCAUUAUUUCCACCCUCCAUACAAGAACCACCAACAUUAGCAAUCAGUUUGGAGCCUCCAGAUGCAAUUUCAGCGUCGGUAUCGUCUGCGAUUAGCCAGAAGGAAUAUAAUUUGGAUACUCCGACGAAGGUCCAGUACAUUUAG
This is a messenger RNA of Mesocestoides corti, 12348 nucleotides long. The record is from the annotation of a GenBank genome assembly. Lineage: Eukaryota; Metazoa; Platyhelminthes; Cestoda; Cyclophyllidea; Mesocestoididae.